Talaromyces proteolyticus is the source of this 762-nucleotide messenger RNA. RefSeq lists its product as uncharacterized. The transcript is spliced from 2 exons. Lineage: Eukaryota; Fungi; Ascomycota; Eurotiomycetes; Eurotiales; Trichocomaceae. The record is from RefSeq and is a predicted model, not a curated record. The coding region runs from base 1 to 762 and encodes 253 amino acids.
AUGAGAGGAUGCGCUUGCAGCCGACACCCACAUCCUGAUUUAUACUGGCCAACAACGCCUUCUUACACCCCAUACGAUGUCUUCUGCCAAGAGCAAACCGCCCCGUAUUCGAAGCGACGGUACUACGAGCUGGUGAAGGUCUACCAUCCAGAUCACCGCUCCAAUGAUCACCAGAUACUGAAACAUAUAUCUGAGGAAGUUAGACUACGGCGGUACCGUUUAAUCGUUACUGCUCAUGAAAUUCUAUCUGAUCCGGCUAAACGAGCGGCCUAUGACCGGGAUGGGAGUGGAUGGCACAGCCAUCCGGAUCAUCCGGACUCAAAGAGCUUUUCGCAAACAUAUGGUUACGCGGCAGAUAAAGAUGACUCAAUUUUUCAGAAUGCUACCUGGGAAGAUUGGGAAAGAUAUUAUAACAGACACCAGCCAAAACAAGUGCAGGUGGUAUCGCACAGAACGUUUGUAACAUUCAUCGUACUUUUGGUUACCUUUGGCGGUUUUGCUCAAGCCUCGUGGAUUACGCAGUACCAGACCAGCUUUGACCAGCGCAUCCAGGAAAUGAAUGAAAAGUCGGCACGCCUACUUGCUAAACGUCGCCAACAGAGUGAUAGCCUGAAAUCGACCGAGAGACGGGUACAGAAUUUCCUCAUCCAGAGAGACCCAAAGGGGAUUGGGUUGAAAGAAGAAGAGGGAACUGUAUACAGACAGACCCUCGAGCCACGAAAACAAGCACUCCCUGAAUCACAGAAGGUGCAACGUGAAUAG